AUGGCCGACAGCAUCAUCACCAAGGUCAACUCCUACUGGGACGACAAGUACGACGACGACAACGAUGACGAAGGCUACUGUGACUGUGAUGAUCCCCGGCCCUCUCGCAGAGACGCGGCGGCGCAGCCUCCCAAAGUGCUCUGGACUGCCUGCGCCGACUCGCCCUUCCCCAAGUCGGUCGACCCACACCCCGCGACGGGCAACGUCUUCGUCUACCGCAACAUGGCAAACCAGUUCCGCGCGGACGACUCCAGCGCGCUCGCCGUCCUCGAGCAUGCCGUCCACACGCUCAAAGUCUACCACGUCGUCGUAGAAGGCUACACCGACUGUGCCUGCAUCCAAGCAAGCAUCGAGGCCGCACACACAGCACGAGCGGCACACACGGACCCCGCCGCGCCCACGACGCCGCUCGCGCGCUGGCUCGCGCCGCUCACCGUGCUCGCCGCCGGCUUCCCCCCGCCGGAUAGCUUGCGCAAGCGUGCGCUGCUGCUGGUCGAGCAGGGCGUCGCGGUGCAGGUCGCGGGCGUCGUGCGCGCGCUCGGCGCGCUGCAGCCGCUGGACAGGCCCGUGCAUGUGCAUGGGCUGGUGUAUGACCUCGAGCAGCGCGAGCUGGACCUCGACGUGUCAGUCACGGUGGGCGGUGGCGGUGACGAGGCUGGGGCAGCUGGGGCGGCCGCCUAA
Messenger RNA from Heterobasidion irregulare TC 32-1, 681 nucleotides. RefSeq lists its product as uncharacterized. The coding region runs from base 1 to 681 and encodes 226 amino acids. Lineage: Eukaryota; Fungi; Basidiomycota; Agaricomycetes; Russulales; Bondarzewiaceae. Gene Ontology annotation, molecular function: zinc ion binding; carbonate dehydratase activity. The record is from RefSeq and is a predicted model, not a curated record. Gene Ontology annotation, biological process: cellular response to carbon dioxide; cellular response to oxidative stress. The transcript has 5 exons.